Molecule: messenger RNA, 1095 nt
Organism: Sinocyclocheilus rhinocerous
Lineage: Eukaryota; Metazoa; Chordata; Actinopteri; Cypriniformes; Cyprinidae
Product: gap junction alpha-3 protein-like
Exons: 2
Coding region: 34-1095 (353 amino acids)
Biological process (GO): cell-cell signaling
Cellular component (GO): connexin complex
Molecular function (GO): gap junction channel activity
Source: RefSeq, a predicted model, not a curated record
GAGUACAGAAGAAAGUGUGGGCACUCAACAGUAAUGGGAGACUGGAACUCGCUUGGGAAGCUUUUGGAAAGUGCCCAGGAACACUCCACGGUGGUGGGCAAAGUCUGGCUCACCGUACUCUUCAUCUUCCGCAUCUUGGUGCUCGGUGCUGCCGCAGAGAAGGUUUGGGGCGAUGAGCAGUCCGGUUUCACCUGCGACACCAAACAACCCGGUUGCCAGAAUGUAUGCUAUGAUAUAACCUUCCCGAUCUCUCACAUCCGAUUCUGGGUGCUUCAGAUCAUCUUCAUCUCCACUCCGACACUGAUCUACCUGGGCCACAUCCUGCACCUGGUGCGCAUGGAGCAGAAACAAAAACACAACGAGGCGGGCGGGAUGGACAAACAGGCACUUUUGAGCACCAAAUCUGGAAAAGGUCCCAUACGUGACGAACAGGGGAAGAUCCGUCUGCAGGGAGUCUUGCUACGCACGUAUGUCUUCAACAUCGUCUUCAAAACACUGUUUGAGGUGGGCUUCAUUGUGGCACAGUACUUCCUGUACGGAUUCGAGCUCAAGCCACUGUACACCUGCAACAGAUGGCCCUGUCCCAACACCGUCAACUGCUACAUCUCACGACCUACAGAAAAAACCAUCUUCAUCAUAUUUAUGCUGGCCGUGGCCUGUGUUUCUCUGCUGCUCAACCUGGUGGAGAUGUACCACCUGGGUUUCACCAAAUGCCGCCAGGGUCUUCGAUACAGGCGCUCUCAUUCUGUCUGCGACACUGAAUCUAAAGCGCCUAGUGAGGAUGCGGUGGUUCCGUUUGUGCCAAACUACCCGUAUUUUCCACCUCACGCACCACCUCCGGCUCCCUUUCCCACAGAGCCACACUUCAACCUCUCAGAACCCGAUGAAACCUUCCCGCCACACGGCAGCCGCUCUGUUUAUAAGCAGAACCGCGAGAACAUGGCUGUAGAGCGCAGCGGGAAACCGGACGCCGCAGAUGUCAAGAUCAACAAAACAGCAAAUUCUGUCCCCGGAUCACCAAGCCAGCAGCGCAGGCCCAGCCAUUCAAGUCGAUACAGCAACAACAAGACCAGGAUGGAUGACCUCAAAAUCUGA